GCGGAAUCGACAGAAUUGCUGGAUGUCCAAAGCAACAUCCACGGCGAUGAAGAAGUCGGCGGCGACUGUGCCCGCCAAGUUGAAGGCAUCCAAGGCAAAAACAGGGGUGAAGGAGAAAACACCGAUGCCUUCUUUGGAAGAGGACGAAACGGAGGACGACGUCGCCAGCAGCAGUCCACAAAUGUCCAAGAAAAAACUCACGAUUCAGAAACAACACGCCGGCUCGGAUGAGAGCAGCGACUGCUCUUCGAGCUUCAAGUCCGACGAGUCGUCUUCGUCCGAGAGUGAAGAAGAAGAAGAGGGUAGUUAUAAACACGGCGGGUACCAUCGCGUGCUCGUCGGCGACGUGUUCAACAACCGGUUCACAGUGUUGGCAAAGCUUGGGUGGGGACAUUUCUCCACUGUGUGGCGAUGCCGCGACGCUGAAACCGGUCAAGAGGUCGCAAUGAAGGUGCAAAAAAGUGCGUCCCAUUACAUGGAAGCAGCGCGGGACGAGGUCGAGUUGCUCGAAUGUGUCAACGAAGCUGCUAAGAAAUUCGGCGUGAGCCCUCGCAUCGUCAAGCUAAUUGCGAGUUUCGAGCACAUUGGUCCGCAUGGCACACACAUGUGCAUGGUGUUUGAAAUGCUUGGCGAUAACCUCUUGACGUUGAUCAAGCGAUAUGACUACAAGGGCAUUCCGAUUCCGCUGCUCAAAAUCAUGACUAAGCAGAUGCUGGAAGGCAUGGCAUUCCUGCACGACCAGUGCAAGAUUAUCCAUACCGACCUCAAGCCAGAGAAUGUACUUUUGAACAAAUCUCUGUCGAAGAUGCCCAAGUUCCGGUCCAUGGUGCCGCCAGAGUACGGAGGCAGCGCGCCUGUUGACUCAUCCACGCUGACUGCCGACGAAAAGAAGAAACUCAAGCGAAAACUCAAGCGGAAAAAGCAAAAGCAAAACAAAAAGGAAGUUGCAGAUGCCCUCGCAGACAAACUCGACCAGUCGCUCCUGAUCGACGGAGAUGACAAAGACGACGCUGUAUGUCGCGCUACCAAGAAGCCACCCAAAGCUGCCGUCGAUGGCCAACUCCUCUCCAACUUUCACACGUUUCCCACUGCGCCUAUCCAGACAAACGGCUCGGGCACGGAGAACCCGUUGUCGAUUGGCACCACAGACGAUAAUGCCGCCAUGGUUGGAGCGGGUCUUCAUCUGUAUAAAACAACGUCCCGAGCCAGUCGCGACUAUCCGAUUCCACAAGAAUACGCGGCUCGGAUCAUGCUUUGGUUGCCACCGCACGAGGUGACAGCCCAACUCGGUGAGAGCUACCGCCGCGUCUACAGGUUCAAGUUGCCGCUCCCGGAGGAUGUGACCACUGCAUUCAACAGCUCUCGAAAAUCGACCUGUUUCUCCCUCAAGCACUUUUGCAGCGACCGACGGGAUCUUCCCAGCAAGGUUGAAGCAGCUCUUGGUGGCACUGAUGCCGCGACAGAGGCCGACGGGAGUGCCGCCGAGCCCAUGGGUCUUUGGCGACUGGAACUGGAUGCUCGCUACGUGCGAGACGUUUGCGCACUGCUGGAAUCAACAUGGCCCGGCCAUCUCGUGUUUAUGAACGUGGCGGCAGCGGCGUCGUAUGCAGUCCCAGGAUUUUACUUCCCCGCUACUGACAACACCGACCCCAAGGCGCGGCAAGUUGUCCUGCAAGGCAUGUACCUUCGAAGCACCACCGUUCAGGACGACGCCCACGGAAUCCGACGCGUGGCGCCGCUUGCAGACCGGGUGAACUCCUGGCACCUGAAUGUAUUGGCGAGACACACCGCAUCGUUGAUUGAAGGCGUACCAGACUACCAAGUGAAGAUUGCCGAUUUGGGCAAUGCGUGCUGGACUUACAAGCGCUUUACACAAGACAUUCAAACGCGACAGUACCGCAGUCCAGAAGUCAUCCUAGGCCAAAACUACGACCAGUCGACAGACAUGUGGUCGAUGGGGUGUUUUGUGUUCGAGUUGGCCACGGGCGAGCUUCUCUUCGAUCCCAAGAGUGGCAAGUCCUUUUCUCGCGACGAAGACCACCUGGCCCAAAUGAUGGAGUUGCUCGGGCGCAUCCCGAAGUCAUUUGCCACCAACGGCAAGUACAGCAGCGAGUACUUUAACCGAAAAGGCGAGCUCCGGAAGAUCCACAACCUGAAAUUCUGGGCCCUCAAGGACGUGCUCGCCGACAAGUAUGAGUUUGACACGGUCGACGCAGACGCGUUUGCGUCGUUUUUGGAAACGAUGUUGCGUUUCCAGCCUUCCAAACGGAUCACGGCGUCCGACGUACUCCACCAUCCGUGGUUAAGCACCCCCUAAGAUAGUCCAUGUUGCCGUGGCACUUCCGCC
Aphanomyces invadans is the source of this 2347-nucleotide messenger RNA. RefSeq names its product CMGC/SRPK protein kinase. Gene Ontology annotation, molecular function: ATP binding; protein kinase activity. The coding region runs from base 23 to 2317 and encodes 764 amino acids. Gene Ontology annotation, biological process: protein phosphorylation; regulation of mRNA processing; spliceosomal complex assembly. The transcript is spliced from 6 exons. The record is from RefSeq and is a predicted model, not a curated record. NCBI's taxonomy places the organism in Eukaryota, Oomycota, Saprolegniomycetes, Saprolegniales, Verrucalvaceae.